AUGGAUCUUUUUGAAUCUCUCAUGCAAGAGUUGGAUGAGGUAUCUCUUCAAGAGUUUGUGGUGGUGGCUAGGAGGGUUUGGUGGAGGAGAAACUGCUUUAUUUUCAAUAAUGAUUUCAAACACCCCAAGUCAGUGAUAAGAGAAGCUCAUGCUACCUUGACCCUGCUAAAUGGAGAGAACAACAACAUAACCACUAGCCCCUCUCUGACCUGCAGGUCCCCUGAUGUAUGGACUCAUCCACCACCAAAUUGGUACAAAAUCAAUUGGGACAGCUCAGUGAAUAAGCAGAAAUACCAAGUGGGAGUGGGAGUGAUUGUGAGAGAUUGUAAGGGACAUGUCAUGGCAACCAUGAGACACAACAAGCAAAUGUAUCCUGACCCUUUACUUGCUGAGUCGUAUGGAGCACUUCAGGCUGCAAAGCUUGGGGUGGAUUUGGGUUUAAGGCAGAUUAUCUUGGAGGGUGACUCCCUGCAGGUGAUAAACACCCUUCAUGAAGAUAGAGACGGUCUUAGUAGUGCUUUAAUGUUCUUGUAUGAGACAAAAGUCUUGCUGAAACAGUUUGCUAAAUGGGAAAUUUCUCAUGUUAGGAGAAAUGGUAAUGUGUUGGCCCAUGUUUUAGCAAAAGAUUCUCUUUCCAUUUCUGAUUUAGCUGUAACAGUGGAGGAUGUUCCUCAGUGUAUUUUCCACUUGGUUCAAUGA
Messenger RNA from Carya illinoinensis, 699 nucleotides. RefSeq lists its product as uncharacterized. The transcript has a single exon. NCBI's taxonomy places the organism in Eukaryota, Viridiplantae, Streptophyta, Magnoliopsida, Fagales, Juglandaceae. The record is from RefSeq and is a predicted model, not a curated record. Gene Ontology annotation, molecular function: RNA-DNA hybrid ribonuclease activity; nucleic acid binding. The coding region runs from base 1 to 699 and encodes 232 amino acids.